This is a messenger RNA of Schizophyllum commune H4-8, 1895 nucleotides long. RefSeq names its product MFS general substrate transporter. Gene Ontology annotation, molecular function: transmembrane transporter activity. NCBI's taxonomy places the organism in Eukaryota, Fungi, Basidiomycota, Agaricomycetes, Agaricales, Schizophyllaceae. The record is from RefSeq and is a predicted model, not a curated record. Gene Ontology annotation, biological process: transmembrane transport. The transcript has 14 exons. The coding region runs from base 193 to 1683 and encodes 496 amino acids.
ACCGAGAUAGGUCAAGUGCAUCACGACACAUAUAGACCUCGAUGGCGGCAUGAGAACGAACGACGCCGACGCUUUUAUCAACCCCCCACGCCCCGGCAAGACACUGCUGCGAUAGCGAGCUCGAGGCCAACCCUGUCUCUUUUCAUUCUUCCUCCCAUCCUCAAGACUCUGGGACUUGCAAGGCAGUAGAGAAUGGCACAAGACGCGAUCGAAGAGACGACGCCGCUGCUGACUGCGCGUCCGCCAGCGACACCGCUGCCGAGGUUGCAGCUCUCGAUCCUGCUGCUCAUGCGGUGUGCGGAACCAGUCGCGUACACGGUCAUCUUUCCAUUCAUCAACGAGAUGAUGGAGGAAGUCACGCAUGUGCCAAAGAGCAAAGUCGGGUACUACGCUGGCCUUGUCGAAUCUGUAUUCGCUAUGGUCCAGUUCUUCACAGUUUACCACUGGGGUGCACUCAGUGACCGCCUGGGACGGAAGAUCGUUGCGCUCAUCGGCAUCGUUGGCGCUAUGCUUUCGGUCGCAGCCUUUGGUCUCUCCACAAGUUUGCCCAUGAUGAUCUUGACGCGUUGCAUAGCUGGUGCGAUGAACGGGAAUGUGGCAAUCGUCAAGAGCAUGAUGGCUGAGAUUACGGACGAAACCAACCAAGCCCGCGCCUACUCCCUCAUGCCCGUUGCAUGGGCUCUCGGUGCCACUGUUGGCCCUUUGCUUGGUGGAUACCUAUCCCACCCAGUCGAGCGUUAUCCGGAAUGGUUCGGCGGCAACACAUUCCUGGUCAAGUACCCGUACUUCCUGCCUUGUUUUGUGGCCUCGCUCGUGAACCUGCUGGUCAUCAUCAUUGGAAUUAUCUACUUGGAAGAAACCCUCAUCCACCACCCGACAAAGCAAGCGCCCUCUGAGGCGCCCACACUUAGCGAUGGCACACUCACCCCUGUCAACGAAGCCGAAAAUCCAGCCGGCGAGAUCGCCAUUGUCACCGAGGGAGAGCCGAUGCCAGCCGCCCCCACCGACGCCGAAUCGCAAGAACCCGCACCCGAGAAGCCGUCGAUCUUCACUGACCAGAUCGUCCGCGUGCUCAGCAUCUCGUUCUUCAUGUUCUUGUUGAACUCGAGCUAUCAAGCCCUAAUUCCACUAUUCUGCUACUCUCCAUACGAGGCCGGGGGCAUCGGAUUCCCUCCCAGUUCGAUCGGUCUCCUCCUCUCCGUCACCGGCGUCGCCGCCAUGUUCUCGCAGGCGUUCCUAUUCCCCAUCGUCGAACGCCGCCUCGGCCCCGUGCGCACCUUCCGCUUCGCCAUGUCCGGCCUGCCCUUCAUCUACGUCGCCCUCCCCGUCGCACACUACCUCGUCCCCCUCGGGCGCUCGACCGUCUGGACCGUGCUCGCGUUCAUGAUCGUGGCGAAGACGAUCGGGCACAUGGGCGUGGUGUGCAAUAGCAUCCUGAUCAACAACGCCGCGCCGAGUAGGGAGUCCCUGGGGCAGCUGAAUGGCCUCGUGCAAUCCACUGGUUCUUUGGCGCGCGCUUUCGGGCCCGCAGGUAUCACCUCGCUCUUCGCAUUCUCGCAGGAACACAACCUGCUAGACGGCCAGCUGGUGCAUCUGGUGUUGAUCACGGUGCGUGGGCGAUUCGCACGAUUUUUGGUUACUGUCCAGAGGGAGCUGCAUGGCGGCGCCACAGACAAUCACUAACGAGCAUCCUGUAGAUCGCUCUCAUCGCCUACGUCUUGACCGGGCGGCUGCGUGACGUGCGCGCGGCGUGGAGGCAGAAGCGGGUGUGAUGAUUAUUGGUGUGGUAAUUUGGUGAUAUAUAGACUGUACGGCAAGGGCGUGCUCAACAUAGACAGAACAAAGGGCUGAAGAUGCAAUGAACUGCGAGUCAAGUCGGGAAAUCUUCUGAGGCA